Molecule: messenger RNA, 4284 nt
Organism: Gekko japonicus
Lineage: Eukaryota; Metazoa; Chordata; Lepidosauria; Squamata; Gekkonidae
Gene: ZYG11B
Product: zyg-11 family member B, cell cycle regulator
Exons: 14
Coding region: 102-2300 (732 amino acids)
Cellular component (GO): Cul2-RING ubiquitin ligase complex
Molecular function (GO): protein binding
Source: RefSeq, a predicted model, not a curated record
AGCUGAGCUAGGGGCCCCCGGCUCUCUCUGAUCGGUGGUCGGGGCCCGCCCCUCACUAGGAUCAGGAAGAGCAGAGCAGACGAGGGGUUCCAGGCUCAGAAAUGGAGGAAGCUUCACCUUAUUCUCUACUUGACAUUUGCUUGAAUUAUCUGACUGCUGACUUAGAGAAGUUUUGUACAGAAAGGCAGGAUGGGACAUUGUGCUUACAAGAGCCUGGAAUAUUUCCCCAAGAGGUGGCUGACCGAUUGCUGCGGACAAUGGCAUUUAACGGACUGUUGAAUGAGGCAACUGUGGGCAUUUUUCGAGGCAACCAGAUGCGCUUGAAAAGAGCUUGUAUCCGCAAAGCAAAAAUAUCUGCUGUGGCUUUCCGGAAGGCAUUCUGCCACCAUAAGCUGGUGGAACUUGAUGCUACGGGGGUGAAUGCAGACAUUACCAUCACAGACAUCAUUAGUGGACUUGGCAGCAAUAAAUGGAUCCAGCAAAACCUCCAAUGCCUUGUGCUGAACUCAUUAACUCUUUCAUUGGAAGAUCCCUAUGAAAGGUGCUUCAGUCAGUUGACUGGUCUUCGUGCUUUGAGCAUUACCAAUGUUCUCUUUUACAAUGAAGAUCUAGCCGAUGUGGCUUCGCUUCCGAGAUUAGAAAGCCUGGAUAUAUCCAACACCUCAGUCACUGAUAUAACUGCACUACUCGCCUGCAAGGAUCGCCUCAAGUCUCUUACCAUGCACCACCUGAAAUGCUUGAAAAUGACAACCACUCAGAUUUUGGAUGUCAUACGAGAGUUGAAAUAUCUGAAUCAUCUUGACAUUUCAGAUGAUAAGCAGUUCACAUCUGAUAUUGCACUACGCUUGUUAGAACAGAAAGACAUCUUACCCAAUCUUGUAUCAUUAGACAUUUCAGGCAGGAAGCAUGUUACUGAUGAAGCUGUAGAAGCAUUUAUUCAACAGCGACCGUCCAUGCAGUUUGUGGGGCUUUUGGCAACUGAUGCUGGCUACUCAUUAUUUCUUACUGGAGAGGGAAACUUAAAGGUAUCAGGAGAAGCAAAUGAAACUCAGAUUUCCGAAGCUCUGAAGCGUUACAGUGAGCGAGCAUUCUUUGUGAGGGAGGCACUCUUUCAUCUCUUCAGCCUUACCCAUGUUAUGGAAAAAACCAAGCCCGAAAUUCUAAAGCUGGUAGUUACUGGGAUGAGAAAUCACCCCCUCAAUUUGCCAGUGCAGUUAGCAGCGAGUGCCUGUGUAUUUAACUUGACCAAACAGGAGCUAGCUCUUGGCAUGCCUGUUAGGCUCCUGGCAGAUGUCACUCACUUGCUCCUUAAAGCCAUGGAACAUUUUCCCAACCACCAACAGCUGCAAAAGAACUGCCUUCUGUCAUUGUGCAGUGACAGGAUACUUCAGGAUGUUCCAUUUAACAGGUUUGAAGCAGCCAAGCUUGUCAUGCAGUGGCUGUGUAACCAUGAGGAUCAGAAUAUGCAGAGGAUGGCAGUGGCUAUCAUCUCCAUUCUUGCCGCAAAGCUUUCCACAGAGCAAACAGCUCAACUUGGUGCAGAGCUCUUCAUUGUUAGGCAACUACUUCAAAUUGUGAAGCAAAAAACAAAUCAGAAUGUAGUGGAUACUACUCUCAAGUUUACACUGAGCGCACUUUGGAAUCUCACUGAUGAGUCUCCAACCACAUGUCGGCACUUUAUUGAAAACCAAGGGCUGGAACUCUUCAUGAAAGUCUUGGAGUCUUUUCCAACAGAAUCGUCUAUCCAACAGAAAGUUCUUGGGCUUCUGAACAACAUAGCAGAGGUGAAAGAGCUCCAUUCGGAGCUAAUGUGGAAGGACUUCAUAGACCACAUUAGCAAGCUCUUGCACAGUGUUGAGGUGGAGGUCAGUUACUUCGCAGCUGGGAUUAUUGCUCACUUGAUAUCACGAGGAGAACAAGCCUGGACACUGAGUCGCAACCAGAGAACCUCUCUCCUAGAACAACUGCAUUCUGCUAUUUUGAAAUGGCCUACACCAGAAUGUGAAAUGGUGGCAUACAGGUCAUUCAACCCUUUUUUCCCCUUGCUUGGCUGUUUCAUGACUCCUGGGGUACAGCUAUGGGCAGUAUGGGCCAUGCAGCACGUCUGCAGCAAAAACCCUGCCAGGUACUGCAGCAUGUUAAUUGAAGAAGGUGGACUGCAACAUCUAUACAACAUCAAGGAAAACAGCCAGACAGAUCCAGAUGUUCAACGAAUUGCUAUCUCUAUUUUAGAUAGUUUAGAAAAACAUAUUUUGCGGCAUGGGCGGCCACCUCCUUGUAGAAAACAGUCAGACAAAUAGCAGAGAAUAGGCAUGUAAUUUAUCCUCUAAUCCUUGCAAAGUGUUUCUAGUUGGAAUGACUUCUGUUCCAGUGAUCACCAUUAAAACUUUUGCCAGCAUGACAGCAGACACAAUGCACAGCUGGCAAAUGUUGUCUUUAAUGGUCUUUAAGGGUUUUCAUGAGGAUCUAGGAUGCAUUCCUAAACUGGUCAUGUCCUGAGAAUCACUGCUGGCUGAGAAAGUUGGGAGAUUGUACAGUUCAAAUGCCCAUCUGAAAUGAAAUCUCUAAGAAUUUGUGAAUUGAGGUACAGAAAAUUAUUUCUGCUUGCUUCAUCCAUAACUGUGUUUAAAUCACUUCACCAACUCAGUAUUUGAAUAGAACAGUUUGUGCUUGUAAAGUCAGCACUAUUCAGCUUACAGCCAUGUCAUGUGUUCAUGCAUUAAAACACAACAGUUUAUGAGUAAGGUGACCAGGGUUUUUUUUUUCUUCCAGAGAUCUUUUAAAACCCAUAUAGUAGAGCCUUCAGAGUCAUCUCAUGUUUCCCAUCCACUAUCUAAGCAGGAGCAUCUGAAUUUUGAAUCAACACCUUAUUUUCCCUGGUAUGCUAAGGAAACAACCUGCUUGUAGGAAGAAACAUAGGUUGUUUUCUAGGAGCCCCAAGCAUGGGAGGGAAAGGAAUUAAUUACAAGUUUAAAAAAACCAUAAAUGCUAUUACCCUUGUUAAUGUUAAAUGUAUGUUGAACAGAAGACCGAGACAAAUAAUGGAGCUGUCCACCAAAAACAGUGGCUAAAGUGGGUAGAACUUCCUCACCCACUGGGAUUGUAUGAGACCAAGGAUAUCUGAUCACCUUAGUUAUGAAAGACUACCGAUAGCUUUGCUGUGUCAUGUACAUACUUUGUCAGUAUUUGUGCAGUAAACUUCAUGUGUAAGGCACCAUGAUACAAAAUCUCACCCAACAUCUUAUGUAAAGUCUGGUGUAAAUUACAUUGUUGUGUGGAGUAUUAAAGUUUUGCAUAAAACUUCCCAUAGUUUAAAAACAUUCUCUGAAGUUUCUCUGUGAAUUGUUAUCUAUGAAUGUUUUGUGGAACAAAAUGGAGAUAGCACCAGGACCCAGAAGCUUAGCACAAAGGAGAGGUAAUGAAACAAAUGACAAUUUGAAUUGAGUGUUUUAUUUCUAAAGUACUGCUCUUUAAUUUGCUUCAUAAAUUUAAAAAAACCCACUAAAAUCUUUUUCAAUACAAGGAAUGUAGCCUAAUCACAGAGAAGGAAAAAACUAAUUCCUGUGCAUAACAUCGUUUACAGGCAUACACAGAGCUGCUUGAGAUUUUCUUUCUCCAAAAAGUAGCAAAGUAUGAAUUCAGCAAGAAAAAUUAAAUGUUCUAGAAACUGAGACCUUCGCCUGUAGGUGUGGGCAGCCUUGCUACUUUUUUUAAACCUCUUGGAUGAACACUUGUAUUGUGUUAGUUGACAGGGGAAGAGCACAGGCAGUGAACAAAAAAUUAUUUCAGUUGCUGGCCACACUAACAACAAAUGAAUAAAUACAAAAAAAAUUUGCUACCAAUACCAAACUAGGAGAAACCAGUUUUUAUACAAAUUUUCUUGACAGCAAAUCACAUUUGUAUUGAUACUGGACCUGAUUUUUAUCAAACUGAAGAGAAGUAGACAUGUUAGUCUUCAGUCACAAGACUAACACAUUUGUGGUACAAGUCUCUAGAAGCCACCAUUAUUUUUUUUAGUCUGCAAUGUGUAUUUUGGUUGCAACAGACAUGCAAAACAAUCUAUUGUUUUGAUGUAACUUUAAUAGAUGCUCAUCUGUUGAAUCCUUAACAGGUGGUCUAUUUCUUGAAAAUGGGCCAGGAAGAGUUUCUGUGUAAGAUAAGAGUAGGCAACUCUGGUGUGACUUUGAGACUUAAGGGAGAGAUCAAAAGCAUAUUAAAGUAGCUUGGAAGCAGAGUAGAUCUAAAAGGUAAAGGUUCCCUUGCUUGAAAGCCAGUCGAAUCCGA